Molecule: messenger RNA, 1614 nt
Organism: Rubroshorea leprosula
Lineage: Eukaryota; Viridiplantae; Streptophyta; Magnoliopsida; Malvales; Dipterocarpaceae
Source: the annotation of a GenBank genome assembly
AUAUAGUUUCUUUAAAUAUUUUGGCUGUAGCUAUAACAAUUACCACGUACUGCACAUCUGGCCCUUAGGGUCAAGUGGUCUUUUCACCACAUAAGAUGCAUUCCCCCCUUCCGGGCAGGGUUCAAAACCCACCCCAUGUAAUACUGUUCAAAAAAAUUACCACGUACUGCAAAGAAGUUUGUUUGUAAUAUGAAGGGUUCUCAGCUAUUAUGGUUUAGUCCAUCCAAGAAAAGCUCCCGUCGGUCUCUUCUUGGUUUACAACUAUUAACGCUGAAAGCGGGUUAUGCAGGAGAAAAAUCUACUAGUUAUGUUUACGGAAAUGAGCUUAAAAAGACCGAGCAAAAGUCAUGGCGAAGGCCAGAAGUGGAUCCAGCACCACCUCCAUCUCCAUGUUCAAAACAAAUUUGCGGAACCAAACCAAGAUGUACAUAUAUAUUGUCAUCCGGACAAUCAGUUAAUUGGGUGCAUAGCACCAGCUGCAACUACAAGAGAAAGUUAUGUAAGCCUUUUUUUGGGGGAACAAUACAAUUGGAGACCACAUAUGUGUCCGAUACUGAAAGAGGGAGCCCGAGAAGGAUUACGCACAUGUUGCUGUCUGGAGUCAAGUUGCACAGAGAAAGAGAACAGCGGGAACUCAUCAGUAAAAGAUCGGAAACAAAAGCCGAUGAAGAAGGGUCCCCAGGACUACAGAGGAAGAGAUGGAUUCUGUGUCAAUAUAGCUAUAGUAGGAAAAUGCGAGGAAAAUGAGCAAUAUAUAGAGAAAAAAGUUAUGAGAAAAUUGUUUUACAGGACAAUCUUGGGUACAGUGCUUGCAGUAGUGUUUUCUACCGAAGUUUUCAUCAAGAUUUCAACAGCAUUGACGGUGAUUAGUUAUAAAUUGUUCUUCUGGAUGGGGGCUCAAUGUUACGACCUUGGUGAAAUGGAAAAUGAUAUAGCGGAUGAAAACAAAACUGGUGAAACGGAGAAAAAAGAUAAAAAAGAUAAAAAGGGUGAAGAGAAAAUUGAUGGAAAUGUGGAAAGCAAAUUCCAGUUGCCUUAUUUCCAGAGAUUGGAUUCCAAUUAUAAUUCUGCCAGCAUGUUAUGGCUUCUGCUCCAGUUUCUUCUGUGGGGAAUGAUGAAAGGAAUACUGGAAGAAGGGUUAGAAGAAUUUCUCCAUGACCAUAUAGACAAUGACUUACAGGUACAAGCAGUGUGCGGAAUUGUGGAUACUAUAGGGAACUUCCUCAAGAGACAUGGCUUAGAGAACCGAGAAAGAAGAGACGAGUUCAAGGUGCCGAAAACCUUAGCUCUCUGCAUCAACAACUGUGGUCUCACCAGUAAUCUCGCUACCAAUAAUAUGUGCCAGAAAUGUUUCAACGCCACCACUGCUACCACCUCCUCAUCGCCCUCUUCCACCGCCAACAUCACAACUGCCGGGGCUGUUGCUGUCGGACCCUCAGUCUUAACAUUCUCAGGUGAGCAAUCCUCCAGAUCUGCGAAAACUCAUCUCUGCAACCAAAAAAAAAAAAUUGAAAGUAUGGGGUAUGAGUAAACAGGGAGGCAAAGUGGGCAAAGUUGUUCCCAUUGUUGCACAGGUGGCAGCACAUGUGAAAAAAAUAGAACAGUUUAACUGCU